AGCUCCGCACGCGAGCACUUGCAGCCGGGAGCCACCGGAACCCUCCAGAUUCGGCAAAGAACGCCAUCCGCCGCAGCCCUCCGCGGACCGAAAGCAUGGGAACCGGAUUCCUUCGCGAUUGGAAGCGCCGCCCGCGCCUUUUCCUCCGCGCUGCUCCUCCCCUGCCACAGUGUCAGCCGCGAGAGGGAAAGCCGCGCAGGCGCUGGGCCGUCGCGGAGAGGACUGGAGGAUGGGCCGCCUGGCGUCGCGCUUGCUGCUCCUCUGCCUUUGCUGGGGCGCCUGGGAGCGCCUUCCGGGGACCGAGGCCGUCCGAAAGCGAGGACCCACCGUGACCGCUAAGGUUUUCUUUGAUAUACAGAUUGGUGACAGAAAUGCUGGCAGAAUUGUAAUUGGCUUGUUUGGAAAAGUAGUACCCAAGACAGCAGAAAACUUCAUUAAACUUGCAACUGGAGAGAAAGGAUUUGGUUAUAAAGGAAGCAAAUUUCAUCGCGUAAUCAAAGAUUUUAUGAUUCAGGGAGGUGACUUUACAGCUGGAGAUGGUACUGGAGGAAGAAGCAUCUACGGAAAUCGGUUUCCUGAUGAAAACUUCAAGCUGAAGCACUAUGGCAUUGGCUGGGUCAGCAUGGCAAAUUCUGGCCCAGACACUAAUGGUUCCCAGUUCUUCAUUGCUGUAACAAAGCCUGGCUGGUUAGAUGGAAAACAUGUAGUAUUUGGAAAAGUCAUUGAUGGAAUGUCCGUAGUACAUGAUAUUGAACUUCAGGCAACAGAUGACUAUGACCAGCCUCUUCAGGACUGUGUGAUCAUUAACAGUGGAAAAAUAGAUGUAAAAGAACCUUUUGCGGUUGAAGUAGAUGAUUGGAGAAGUUGACAGAAAUAGCAGCAUCUGAGCUGCAAUCACUUCUGGUUAUCACUGUGUGAGGCUUCUAUCAGAAAAUACUUUGCAGAGACUGUACAACUUGACCUUGCAGGUAACAGAAAAUACCUGGGUAUUAAAUGAGGAAAUGCUAUGAUAUUCUCUUUCUAGGGUAAAACAUUUCAUAGGUGUUGAUUUAAAGAGAUUGACAGAGAUGUAUACACUGCAAAUGUUUAUAUUGUUCUUUGUUUAUUAGUAUCCAUCUUACAAAUAUUUUUAACAUCUUUGCCUAGUAAUUUUAAAAUUUUGAACAAAAACCCUCCUUAUUCAGCUGGCACUUCUAUAAAACAUAUUGUGUGGAUUUCCUAAUUUAUGAAUCUGAAAAUAGACAAGGAAGAAUUACCAUGUAAUUGAACAAAUUAUACUGACAUGACAAAUACCUUGCAUCAUACCUUUCAACAAUACAUGGAUAUCAUUUAUUAAAAGACUUCACUUCCAACUUUAAAUUUUGAAUUUGUCAAAAUGCAAAAUAUGUUAUUAUUAUAGUUACAUAUUAUUUUUUAUAAUUUUAUCAUUUAAACCUUGUUUACUUACUUUAUGUACAAAUAUUAAACCACUGGUGAAAACCGUC
Molecule: messenger RNA, 1484 nt
Organism: Pantherophis guttatus
Lineage: Eukaryota; Metazoa; Chordata; Lepidosauria; Squamata; Colubridae
Gene: PPIC
Product: peptidylprolyl isomerase C
Biological process (GO): protein peptidyl-prolyl isomerization; protein folding
Cellular component (GO): intracellular membrane-bounded organelle; cytoplasm
Molecular function (GO): cyclosporin A binding; peptidyl-prolyl cis-trans isomerase activity
Source: RefSeq, a predicted model, not a curated record